UAUCAGUUGACGUUCGACCGUGAUACAUAAUAAAUCUCAGGCAGAAAUUUUUCUUUUAUCUCACAAAGACUGGACAAUUUGUAAUAAUUUUGUUUCAAUAGAUCAGUGCAUAUAAGAUAUUUGAAACAUGGAUUUUUUCCAAAUUUUUUGCGCCAUUUGCAUAAUGCUUCUUGCCAUCUAUUACUAUUAUACUUCAAUUUACAACUAUUGGAAAGUUCGUGGAAUACCUGGACCAGAACCAACUAUCAUCACUGGCAAUUUUAUGGAAGUUUUCCUCAAAAAAAUAUCGAUAAACGAUAAAUUGAAAUUUUUAUACAAUAAAUACAAGAAUGAGCCAAUGUUCGGAAUAUUCGAAGGAUCCUCGCCUAUUCUUGUUCUUAAUGAUUUAGAUCUGAUCAAAGAUGUUCUCAUCAAGGAUUUUUCUAUAUUUUCUAACCGAGGUUUUCGCAUAUUUCCAAAGGCGGAACCAUUGGGAGAGCAUCUGUUCGCUUUGGAGACUGAAAGAUGGCGGCCGAUGAGAGCGAAACUCUCACCGAUAUUCACCUCUGGCAAGCUAAAGGAGAUGUUCCCACUUAUCAUAGAAUGCUCUAAAAAUAUGGAGCCAUAUUUAGACAAAAUAGCAGAGAGGGGGAAAUAUAUAGAAUGCCGUGAUCUGGCUGCGAAAUUUACAACUGACGUGAUCGGUAGCUGCGCUUUUGGGAUCGACAUGAAUUCUAUAUCGGACAAGGACAGCGAAUUUCGUAUAAUCGGCAGAAAAUUAUUCACACCCACCUUUAAAACAAUAGUCAGGGAUGUCUGCAGGCAAUUUUUGCCAGAAUUGUAUGAUGUAAUUGGUCACAAGCUCCAAGUGGAAGAAGUAAAUGAAUUUUUGAUGAAUUUAAUCAAGGACACGAUUAAUUACAGAAAAGAGAAUAAAAUAGUUAGACCCGAUUUUGUUAAUACAUUGAUAGAGCUUAAAGAUCAUCCAGAGAAAUUAGAGAGUAUAAAACUGACAGAUUCCAUGAUUGCUUCGCAAGCUUUUGUCUUCUUUGUUGCUGGUUUCGAAACUUCUUCAUCUACGAUAUCUCAUGCUCUUUACGAAUUGGCUCAGAAUCAGGAAAUCCAAGAUAAGCUACGUGAAGAAAUCAGAGAAGUUUAUGAAAAACAUGGAGAAUUGACGUAUGAUGUAAUUAAAAACAUGAAAUAUUUGGACAAGAUUUUCAAAGAAACUUUAAGGAAGUAUCCAAUAAUGGCAAUGCUAACCAGGGAAGCAGAGGAAAAUUAUACAUUUAAGGGCACUAAAGUUACUAUCGAAAAAGGUAUAAAAGUGUGGAUACUGCCAUAUGGAAUUCAAAAUGAUCCAAAUAUAUAUCCAAAUCCUGAUAUUUUCGAUCCCGAAAGAUUCAGUGAAGAAGCUGUAGCUGCCAGGCAUCCUAUGAGUUAUUUACCUUUUGGCGAUGGACCAAGAAAUUGCAUUGGUGCACGUUUUGCACAAUUUCAAAGCAAAAUUGGUAUUAUAACAAUUGUCCGUAAUUAUAAAAUUGAUGUUUGCGAGCAAACUAAAAUUCCAUAUGAAAGUGAUCCAUUUCAAUUUUUGUUAGCACUGAAAGGAGGUAUCAACCUAAAAAUAAAUAAAAUAUAAAAUUAAUAUAAGUAUUAUGCAUGUAUAUAUUAACAGUAAAAGUUAUUCAAUAUAUAUUAUAUUAACUAAA
Apis laboriosa (Himalayan honeybee) is the source of this 1691-nucleotide messenger RNA. RefSeq names its product probable cytochrome P450 6a14. The transcript has 6 exons. NCBI's taxonomy places the organism in Eukaryota, Metazoa, Arthropoda, Insecta, Hymenoptera, Apidae. The record is from RefSeq and is a predicted model, not a curated record. The coding region runs from base 128 to 1621 and encodes 497 amino acids. Gene Ontology annotation, molecular function: iron ion binding; oxidoreductase activity, acting on paired donors, with incorporation or reduction of molecular oxygen; monooxygenase activity.